Sceloporus undulatus (fence lizard) is the source of this 1085-nucleotide messenger RNA. RefSeq names its product chromosome 2 C12orf57 homolog (gene C2H12orf57). The transcript is spliced from 2 exons. The record is from RefSeq and is a predicted model, not a curated record. NCBI's taxonomy places the organism in Eukaryota, Metazoa, Chordata, Lepidosauria, Squamata, Phrynosomatidae. Gene Ontology annotation, biological process: post-embryonic development. Bases 54 to 326 code for a protein of 90 amino acids.
UGGUUCUGGCUGAAGUGAUCAAGGCAUUUGGUUCACCAGAAAAUGCCCAGCGCAUGGAGGAAGCAAGGGACAAUGCCUGCAAUGACAUGGGCAAGAUGUUGCAGUUCUUGCUGCCAGUGGCUACUCAGAUCCAGCAGGAUGUGAUCAAAGCGUACGGUUUCAGUAAUGAUGGGGAAGGAGUCCUAAAAUUUGCCCGCUUGAUAAAAUCUUAUGAGACCCAGGACCCUGAAAUUGCAAGCAUGUCUGGAAAGCUGAAGUCCAUGUUCCUGCCUCCGAUGACACUGCCUCCCCAUGGGGCUGGGACAACGGGUGUUGCAGCAUCGUGAAGCUCGUGGUCCUUUCGUUGUUUGCCUGUCUCAAGGCCAUGGUCCAAAGCACACUUCAGAAAUAAUCCAGUUUGAGAAUUGUUUUAACUGCCCUGGUUCAGUGCUAGAGAAUCCUGGGAACUGUAAUUUAUUGUGGCAUCAGAGAAGGCUAAAUGUCUCACAAAACUACAGUUCCCAGGAUUCCCUAGCAUUGAGCAAAGACAGUUAAAGUGAUUUCAUACUGGAUUAUUUCUGCACUGUGUUUCAGACCUAUGUUACUGCCUUGCAUAAAUGUUAGUUAAGCAAACUUGGGGCAUUCUUUCCUUCCAGUUGCAUGUUUUUGUUAAUAUUCAUGUAUAGUAUUCCUUCUGUGUUGUGUAUGAUUUUUUUGUUGCUUGUGGGUAAAAACUUGUAAAUAUUUCCAUGCAUUUUUAUGACUUGUUGAGCCUCUGAGCUAGACAUUUUCAACCCCAUGGUGAUAAACCACGGCUGAUGAACGUGAGUCAGAACAGCUCCAGUGCUGCCACCAUACACACCAUCUCUGUUUUCUGUAUGUGAGCACACACAGUUCUUUAUUAGCAUCUUCCCAGGCUCAGGAUAGUCAGUGUGUCAGGGCCCUGACUUGCUUAUGGAAGUAUAACAAUAAUUAAAACACAUACCAAGAAACUGGAGACUUGAAAUUUUGUGCACAUAACCCAAGACAACCUAAUUAUGAUAGCUGUAAAUUAAGUAUCCAUCCAUCUCUUUUGAACAGGAGAAAAUAAAAGGUGUGUCAAAACA